Messenger RNA from Carya illinoinensis, 2151 nucleotides. RefSeq names its product U-box domain-containing protein 38-like. The coding region runs from base 299 to 1924 and encodes 541 amino acids. The transcript has a single exon. Gene Ontology annotation, molecular function: protein binding; ubiquitin-protein transferase activity. Lineage: Eukaryota; Viridiplantae; Streptophyta; Magnoliopsida; Fagales; Juglandaceae. The record is from RefSeq and is a predicted model, not a curated record. Gene Ontology annotation, cellular component: nucleus; cytoplasm. Gene Ontology annotation, biological process: protein ubiquitination.
UAAACCCUAAAACAUCAGCCACAACCGAAGUCUAAUCUCUCACACUCGACAGCUCGGUCUAAUCUCAAUCCGAUGCACUGUCCUCAAACCCAGAAAAGUCCAUGCCUCGCCAAGCAUCAUCAACAUGCAUCCCCUUCGACUUCGACCCCACACGCAUCGUACCCAGAAUUCCUCAUCCCCUCUCUCCACCAAACCCAUACAGCCCCGUGUUCUUCACCCUCCAAUCUCUAUAAUAUACCUCUAAUCCACAGAUUUUACACUCUCUUUCGCACAAUCUAAACGGGAGAUCGAGCUCUAAAUGGGCGGUAAUGGGAAACACAGGUGGAAAAUCUCAUUCCAUCGUUAUAGCUCCAGCUCUAGCUCUAACUCUAAGAUGGAGUCCAAGCAACCCAACAAGGAAUUCAUCUGCCCCAUUUCCCGCUCCUUGAUGUCCGACCCUGUCGUCGUCUCUUCCGGUCAAACCUUCGAGCGCAUCUCCGUACAAGUCUGCCGGGACCUUGGGUAUUCGCCCAAGCUCGAGGAUGGGUCCAGACCAGAUUUCACUACCGUGAUAUCGAAUUUGGCCAUCAAAUCCACGAUCCUCAACUGGUGCGAGAGUUCGGGUACGGAUUACCCUCGCGCACCGGAUUAUCGCACAGUAGAGCAACUUGUCCGGUCGGAGAUGGCGGCGGAUAGGAAUUCGGGGCCCAAGAUUAGGGUUUCUGAGCGGGAGUUGUUGAGGGGUGUGGUGGAUAACCCGCCGGUGAUUUUCUCCCACGCGGCGACUGAGUUGGGUCACCGAGUCAACCACUUCUACUCGAGCUCGUCGGAGGAAUCGGUUGUAAUCGCGGGGAGUCCGGCCACUCCUUUGCCACUUACGACUCGGCCUUCUUGCUACUCGUCCUCCCCUCCUUCCUCUGAAAUCGUCGAGAACGAAACCCUAACUCAAACCCUAAACCCUCACUCUCUGACUCCCGAAGAGGAACAAUUUCUCGCGAAGCUGAAGAGUACCGAGGUGUUCGAACAAGAAGAAGCAGUUAUUUCGCUGAGAAAGCUCACGAGGACCAGAGAAGAUCUCAGGGUUCCUCUCUGUACCCCUCGGAUACUCUCAGCCGUCCGAACACUUAUAUCAUCCAAGUACGCCACCGUACAAACCAACGCCAUCGCUUUGUUGGUGAAUCUCUCUCUGGAUAAUCGCAACAAGGUGCAGAUCGUAAGGUCAGGAUUCGUCCCCCUUCUAAUCGAAGCGUUGAUGGACGGAACCAGUGAAUCGCAGGAGCACGCGGCCGGUGCGCUCUUUAGCUUAGCGAUAGAGGACGAGAACCAGAUGGCAAUCGGAGUGUUGGGGGCUUUAGCGCCUUUAUUGCACUCGCUGAGGUCCGAUAGCGAGCGGACUCGGAACGAUUCGGCCCUGGCUCUGUACCAUCUGACGCUGGUACAGAGUAACAGGGUCAAGCUCGUGAAGCUCGGAUCCGUGCCGACCCUGCUGGCAAUGACGAAGGACAGGAACUUAGCUAGCCGGGUGCUGUUGAUAUUAUGCAAUCUGGCGCUAUGCACGGAGGGGAAGUCGGUAAUGCUGGACGCGAAUGCAGUGGAGUGCUUCGUGGGAUUGCUGAGGAAGGGGGAGGUGGAAUCGGAAGCUACACGGGAGAACUGCGUGGCGGCUUUGUGGGCACUGAGUCAGGGGAGCAUGAGGUUCAGGGGGUUGGCGAAGGAUGCAAGAGCGGGGGAGGUGCUGAGGGAGAUAGAGGAGAGAGGGAGCGAGAGGGCGAGAGAGAAGGCGAAGAGGAUAUUGCAGAUGAUGAGAGGGAGGGAGGAGGAGGAGGAGGCGGCGACGGCGAAGCCCUGGGAGGGGGUUUUAGACUCCAGUAGUGGAGUUAGUCGGAAUCGCUAUAGAGUUGGCGGCGGGAGGAACAUGAACGGUCCAAAUUCAACGACCUUUUGAUAUUGGUUUCAAGAAAAAAGGGAACAGACAGAGACUGUUUUGUUUUUCUUAAAUGUUGGUGGUGUAAUUAUCGGUUGGAAACGUUGAUGUAGUUUUGAUGGGUUAUAUGGGAUUUUGAGAUAUUUGUUAAUUAAUAUUGUUAUUUGUAAGUGGUUUUUGUCUUUUGAUUGUGAAUGUGUACAUUUUAGCGAAAAUGGACUGAAAAUAUACGCGAGAUGAUUUUGAUU